Molecule: messenger RNA, 607 nt
Organism: Austrofundulus limnaeus
Lineage: Eukaryota; Metazoa; Chordata; Actinopteri; Cyprinodontiformes; Rivulidae
Product: eukaryotic translation initiation factor 4H
Molecular function (GO): RNA binding
Source: RefSeq, a predicted model, not a curated record
GUUUCAGAGAGGACGACUACAUGGGGGGGCGGAGUCGAGGUACCGGCAGUCGUCCUGGCGACAGACGGGGGGGAGGAAGCGGAGGAGGAGGAGGAGCAGUGGGUCGCUUUAGAGAUGGACCGUCCCGCGGAGGAACGACAGACUUCAGGGAACCUUCUGAAGCACUGACCCGUUUAAAGCAGCCGCCGCAGCCCCGCCCCCGACCGGACGGCGGCGCUAACACGUCGUGUCGCCAUCACAGAAGAAGACAUUUGAAGGGUUUUUGUUUCGGUGUCCUUUGAUUGUUUCAGCCUGGAUCCGACGCCGACUUUCACCAACCAUUUGUUAUUAAAUGAUCUGAAAAGUCCAAAAAUCUUCUUGUCCAAUAAAGCUGGAACUUUGGUUUGUAGCUCAAACUGUAGCGUGUGCUUCUUUGGUUCUGGUUCUGGAGCCUGAACCCUGUCCAGGUGUUUAGGUCUGUGUGGAUCAGGAUCAGGUCUGUGGUGGCUCAGGUGAGCAGCGUUUGUUUACCGGGACGUUAAACUUUUUCUAAACCUUGUUUUGUUCAUUUGUUGCCCCACUCUGUUUAUUAUUGCAAUAAAACUGUGUCGUCAUCAUCAAACACCAA